GGUUAUGGCGAUGGUGUAUAGCUUCUGAUCUUAUCCGAGUGCGUAAGUACAAGCGCAGUACGUGAAAGGAUAUAAGUGGGUUCUCAUAUUGUAAAGCAACGAGGAAAGAAUAGUUUUUGGUAACGGAGUGUUUUCGCAAUUUGUAAAUUCCAAUGCAGUGCUCGACGUAAAUGCAUUUUCCGCAGUGGUCUUCGAAGGUUAUGUUUUGGUUGUACGUGCUUUGGAGCGUGUAACGCAGGAAAAGAAAUAAAAUAUGCGGGUGUAUUAUACUGGCUUCAACGCUAGUCCCCUGUUUACGUGUCAGGAUGGAAUCAUCACAUCAAUAUCACAAUUGACCGAGAUUCCAUUUUCUGAAAUAACAAAUAUCGAGAUAGGUUGGAAUUAUUUUCUUUUAUGGCGAGGCACUGAAUUAUAUAUCACUGGAAAGAUCAGUGAGAACGAAAAUGACGAGAGAAACGGUCCUCGUUUAAUACAGAUUCCACAGGAAUCAUCAGGGAGUUGCAAAAUAGCUAUCGCUGGUCGGGACAACGUAAUUAUUUUGUCAGCGCGUAACGAAAUCUGGAAAUAUAAAAUGUAUGACGACUCUUGGCAAAAAGUGACGCCUUUUAUUCUGAGCAAUGAUAACUUACAAACCGAAUAUGCUAUCAAAAUGUCACAAGCGGGAUGUACAGUGGUAUUGACUAAUUUAGGACGCGUUUUCAACGUUCCAAUCUUGGUUGAGAUACCGAAGAGAGUCAAAUUUACCGACAUUGCCAGUGGUUUCGACCACACUAUUCUGCUGGCGGAGAACGGCGACGUUUAUUCGAUGGGAAUGGGAACACGCGGUCAGUUAGGGCACAACGACUUGGAGGAUUGCGAUAACCCGAGGCUGAUCGAGGCCCUGGCAGGUCUGAGGGUCGUACACAUAUCGGCAGGUGGAUGGCACAGCGCAGUGGUGACCGAUCAAGGCGAUCUGUACACCUGGGGAUGGAACACGAACGGAGAAUUGGGAAUCGAAAGCGAGGACACGAAGGUGCACGCGGUUCCAACUCUAAUAGAUCUCAAAACUAACAAAAGUGAAGAUUCAGAAAUUAAUGUGAAGAGCGUCGAAUGCGGAAACGCCUUUACAAUUUGCUUGACAGACGACGGAUCCUUCUGGGGCUGCGGCACUAACAAGUACGGCCAGCUGGGGGUACUUCAACAGAAUUUGGACAAUCCACGUAAAUUCGUUCGAUUGAAUAUCGGAACGCUCGAUCCUAAAACAGUGAAGAGAUUUAAGUGUCGCGAAUGGGGCACGGCGAUAAUCACGGAGUGA
This is a messenger RNA of Odontomachus brunneus, 1294 nucleotides long. RefSeq names its product RCC1 domain-containing protein 1. The transcript is spliced from 7 exons. Lineage: Eukaryota; Metazoa; Arthropoda; Insecta; Hymenoptera; Formicidae. Bases 254 to 1294 code for a protein of 346 amino acids. The record is from RefSeq and is a predicted model, not a curated record.